Messenger RNA from Spinacia oleracea (spinach), 1479 nucleotides. Its product is annotated as probable disease resistance protein At1g15890. The transcript has a single exon. The record is from RefSeq and is a predicted model, not a curated record. Gene Ontology annotation, molecular function: ADP binding. The coding region runs from base 89 to 676 and encodes 195 amino acids. NCBI's taxonomy places the organism in Eukaryota, Viridiplantae, Streptophyta, Magnoliopsida, Caryophyllales, Amaranthaceae.
UACUGAAUAUGAAUCUGAACUUAAUGCACCUUGUAAUGUCAACUGCAUCCUGGUGUUUAGUACACAGUCCAAAGACAUAUGCAACAGGAUGCGGUGCGACCUCACCCUCAAGAUGGACCUGCUGGGCGAGAAAGAAGCCCAGGAACUGUUCUUACAUGAAGUUAGACACGAUGAUGAUCCUUCCCGGGUGCACUUGAAGCAAAAGCAGAAGAUCCAGCAAAUAGCAGUCCAAGUGGCGAAUCAGUGUGCAAAAAUGCCACUGGCUAUCAUCUUCGUAGCCCGAUCAAUGGCCGGGAUAAAGGACCUUCGUGAAUGGAGAAACCGUCUGAAUGAGCUGAAGGGUGACAUUGCAGGCAUCCACGAUGAUGAGGCUAAGAUACUGGAGCAGCUCAAAUUUGGGUUCAUGUGCUUGGAAGACAGUAUAGUCCAGCUUUGCUUCCUGGCAGCUGCAAGUUUGUUGGCUGAUGACCGUCAGGUUUACAAAACAGAAAUAAUUCAGAAUUGGAAGGAACGCGGGCUAGUUGGCUUCGACCGACAAUGCGAGUUUGCAGAUGACAAGGGUCAUGUUAUAUUGAACCAGCUUGAAAGAAUGUGCUUGCUUCAAGUUGCACCAGAUCAACAAAUAGUGACCAUGAACAAGUGGAUUUGGAAAAUGGCCAAGAAGGUUAAUUGCUAGAGGGAUUUGUGACCAUGAGCACACUAUAAUCAAUUUUUUACGUCAACCCAGCUCAAACUUACGGUCCUCUUUGGUACUCCAUCUGCAUUUAUUUAAGGGAUACACUUGCCUUUUCCGGCCGUAUUUAUUUAAGAGAUACACUUGCCAUUUUUAGUAACUUAUCAACCCCACCAUCUAAUUAAAUAAUAUAUCUACACCCCACCCCCACCCUCCACUCCCUAAAAUGACAUGGUCCCCACAUUUUUUUCUUAUUAAAAUAUCUACUCAACCCCACUUGUUUUAUUCUUUAUUUCAUUCAAUUCUUUUUCUUAAUACCCGUGUCCGCCCAAGUGUAUCUCUUAAAUAAAUACGGAGGGAGUAUGUGGUUAUGAAGUAAGAAUAUUUGGACUCUUCAUUGGACUACUGUAAUUGUAUUUUUAUUGACAAAAACUAGAUGUAUUAUUGCCAUCAGUUUAUUUUACGAGCAUUUUUUUUCUUCUUUUUAUGAGUACCUUCCGGCAAAAGACAUUUUAAAAAGCACCAAAGUUUUCGGGAUGUACGUUCUACACAAGAAGAUUAUAUGGCAUGCAUUCAUGUAUUUAAAACUUUGACUAGUAGCUUAAAAUUCUUUCUUUCUGGAUUUAUUCCAAUUGCACCCCAACAACAAUUUUAUACAAAUAUCUGAAAAGAAGAUUGAUCCAAGAAACCGUCUUUCAAGCAAAAAGGAAAGGGAAACAGUUGACCUAGGAUGACAAGUUAAUUUAUAGUUAACAAAAAUUAAGUACUUAGAAAAAGAAUCAGAAAAUUAAGGAGGGAUUAGUACC